Molecule: messenger RNA, 2833 nt
Organism: Sus scrofa (pig)
Lineage: Eukaryota; Metazoa; Chordata; Mammalia; Artiodactyla; Suidae
Source: RefSeq, a predicted model, not a curated record
GCCCAGAGGAUGGGGGGGACACAGAGCAGGGCGGGGAGGUUUGGGGGGGACAGAGCAGGGCCCAGAGGAUGGGGGAAGGCGUAGGCAGGAGCAGAGGAGCCGGGACCCAGCAGCUCCCCGAGCUGCACCGGGGCCCACCCAGGUUCCCACAGCUCCUCGUUCACCAGCAGUCUCGGAAGCGCAGACCCGUGACCGGCACCCCUGGGACCCUCUGCUCCCGCGCCCAGGCCCCCGGCCCCCGGUGCUCCGCCGGCCGCCUCCCGGCCAUCCUCCAAGCCCCUUCCGCUGGGCCGCCAGUCACGCCUGCCUUGCCGGCUCUUGGGCUAAACAUCCUCUGACUUUCUCACCCGGGUGGUCUCGCGGCCAGUGACACCCCAACAGGAAAAAGGCCUGGGAGGGCCUGGCAGAGGGCUGCCACGUACCCAGCCCACAGGGAGCCUGAGCCCCCUACCCGGGGGGAGCAACCGCGUCCGCCAGGGCUCGGGAGCACGCCGUUCGCCAGUCCAGACGGGCGGCCAGGGUUCCCCGCGCGGCUCUGACUUUACUGAACCCCCCCGAAGCGUAUUUUCAAAACAGGGGAGCUGGACGGAACACACAGAGACGACUCAAAGCUGCUGCUGAACACAAACAGGUGUCAACAGUGACACGUAAGCGACAAAAGUCAGGACAGGAAGUGACACAAACGCCUCCUCACCCCCUACCCACCCCCAGCAGCCGCCCGGGAGCCUCACAGAAGUGCAACCGCGCCGCGGAGCGCGUGCAAGGCUCCGGCGGUGUCCCGGCGUCGUCCCCUUUAGGCCCCGGGGGAACAGCCGCGGUGCACACUCGCCGCCAUUCACACACCCCAAGUCGGCUCUCUGGCGGGUGUCCCAGCUCUUGCGCGGAGGGGGCCCCUGGGGAGGGCGGCGGCGGCACUGGGCCGUGCCCGAGGGCACAGCCCAUGUGGGCUUAGCACAGAACAGAGUGUCCUGGGAAAGGCGGGUGUGGGGGAGGGGCCCCCGUUCCCCGCGACGGGCUGGCCCCGGCCACCUCCACAUGGGGCUGCGGACACUCAGGGGAGCCAGGAAACGGGCAGGGGCCUGGGGCGUGACUGUCUCGAUGACGCAGGACUGUGUGGGCCAGCUGGGCCCCGCUGUGUCCCCAGGCCCAAGGCGCCCUCCCUGCGUUCACAUGCACAAUCUAGGCGACGGGCAACGGCGGGGACGUCACGGGCCAAGAGGGAGGCCACCCACGCCAUCCAGGGAGCCCUGUCUCCUGGCCCCAAGCCCAGCCCAGAGCAGGGCGGGCACGGCGGGACAGGGACCCCGGCGGGACAGGGACCCCGUGUGCAGCAGAGGGAUCCAAACGCGUCUCCCGGCAGGGCCGGUCUGGGGACGCCGCGGAGGCCAGGAGGCCAGAAGCCGCCUGUUCCCAGGGAGCUCGGACCAGCGAGGGGCCGUGAGCGGGCGCCGGAGCCCCUCCCUCCGCGCCAGACCCUCCGCCGGCCAGGUCGGCGGCGAGAUGUGUGCCCACAACAUGUCCUGGAUCCGGUACCCCAGCCGCGUCUCCACGGACGUCGAGGCUGUCAUAGCCGCGCAGAGCGCUGUGUCCAGAUGCACGCUCGUCUACGCGGUUCUGUUUGUCCCCGUGAGCCUGGCGGCCGGGCUCUUCAACCUCGCCACCUUCCUCCGCGGCCGUGCCAGGCUGGGGGGCCUGGACGUCUGCCUGCUGGACCUCACCGCCACCGGCCUGCUGGCAACGCUGCUCUCGCUGGCGGCCAUCGGCCGGCCGGACUACCUGGCCACGACCAAUCUGGGCUGUGCCGUCCUCUCCCUUCUGUCCAACGCCUGCUACUUCAACGCCCAGUACGUGCAGCUGGUGCUGCUCUUCGCGUUCCUGCUGCGGCGACCCCCGCCCUGCCUGCGUGCGGCCGCCCAGGGGCCCCGGGGGCCUGCCGCCAGCCUGGCUGCCGCUGGGGGCUGUGCUGUCUGCAGCUCCCUGGGGGCCGUGGCCCUGCUGGGCACCUCUGGGGAGCUUGACCACACCACGCUGUGUCAGGCGGACCCCCUGACCGCCUGGCCUGAGUACGAGAUGGUGAAAGUCAGCCUGGGCUUCGGGCUGGCCCUGGUCCUGCAGCUGGCGUUCCUCGUCCUGCUCGGCGUCCAGCGGGCCAGGCGGGCUGCUCCGGCCCAAAGGGACGCGGCCUCCGCUUGCCCGGUGGUUCCGGCCAUCGUCCUGACCACGUUCGCCUGCCGCCUCUUCUACAACGUGGCGCUCGUCCGGCGGGCCAGGCUGAAGCUGCAAAGGGACAUCGGCUCCCCCGGGGACGAGCUGCUCAUGAACCUGGCGGAGCUGGCCCUGUUUGGAGAGAGCUGCGUGGGCUCCCUGGCCACGCUCUUCCUCCACAAGCCGUGCAGGCUGGCCCUGCGCAGCGUGCCAGCGCGUCUCUGCCAAAGCUGCAGGAGAGGAGCGGCUGGCACCAGCUUCGCCCUCAACGGAGUGGGGGGCUAGCUUGGAGCCCCGCCUGCCGGAUGCAAGCCUGCGGCCAGAGGAGGCUCCCCGCAGCGCUGCAGAGCCUCGGCGGCCUGGGGAGUGCCCAGGGCAGGACAGGCCGUCCGGAGGGCACUUCCCAGAGCCCAGCUGUCUGGCAUCCCCCCCAGUUUGCGCCACGCUCGACACCUCAGCCCAAACUGACACCCCCACCCGGAGGGAUGUGCCCAGCGUGGGGAGCGAGCGCUAGCCGAGCCCGGAUGGGGGCGGAAGGUCCUGAGGUGUCUGCUUGCUGGCACCCCCCUCCCCCCAUCAAAGGGCGGGGAGCAAUCUUGAAAAUAAAGACAUUAUUUAAGGAACUUUA